Messenger RNA from Pseudoliparis swirei, 4570 nucleotides. It is a transcript of the gene arhgap45b, whose product is annotated as Rho GTPase activating protein 45b. The transcript has 24 exons. Gene Ontology annotation, molecular function: GTPase activator activity. NCBI's taxonomy places the organism in Eukaryota, Metazoa, Chordata, Actinopteri, Perciformes, Liparidae. The coding region runs from base 305 to 4144 and encodes 1279 amino acids. The record is from RefSeq and is a predicted model, not a curated record. Gene Ontology annotation, biological process: activation of GTPase activity; signal transduction. Gene Ontology annotation, cellular component: membrane.
GGUUGUUUGUGCGCGUGUUGCUUUGCGUCUGGACGCAGUUACGUCACCUUUUAACUAAAGUUACACUUCUGAGACGCAGUUUCACUGUAAUGUGAUUUAAACGCGACAUAAUCCUCCAGAAAAGGCCACAAGUUGUUUUCUUCUUUUUUUUAAAACAAGUCUGUAUUUUAAUCACCCGCGUGUCCCUCCGCCGCCUCCUCCUCCUACGCUGAUUGGAAAGUGAACGCACGCGCGCAAAGCGGAUGCCGGGAGCGCACGCAGCGUUUGCGGCGAGCGGUGUGCGUCAGUGAGCCUGCGCGGCUCGAUGUGCGACGGCAGCAGCAGCAGCGACAGUGACAGGAGGAAGACGACGUCGACGGACGGCUUGUUCGCGUGGAGGCUGCACGUCGGACCCAAUGGCACCGAGCACCCGCUGAGCGCGAGCGGCGGCGGCGGGAGGGCGCACAAGUGGCGAGUCGCCGGGUGGGUCGGGGGUCUGCGCGUGAAACUCAAAGAAGUCGGCAUGGACGGCAAAGGCACGCUGAAGAUGUUCGUCCGGAAGAAGCGCGAGCUCAUAAAGACGAACUCCAUCUCGAAGAAGAGCCGAGCAGGAAGCCCCGCGAGCGCGCUGUCCCUGUCCAGCCUGCAGGAGCAACCUCGGAGGGAUGCGGGCGACGCCGGCCUGUCCUCUUCGUCUUGGUCGUCCUCUUCCUCUUCGACUCUCACGCCGACGUCCGCCGGGCCGCAGGACCCGUCCCUGUGCUGCCCGAGCACGGCGAGCACCCAGCACGGCAAGCUGGCGGCGGCGAUGCACGGCGUGGGCUGCCCGUCGCCCGUGAGCACCCUGAGGAGGCCGACGGCGCUCAGCCGGCACGCCAGCGCCGCAGGUUUCCCGCUCCAGUCGUGGGUGUUCACCAAAGGCCCGGGCAAAGGGGCCGUGACCCCGACGACCCCGUCCGACGGCCCGGAGAGCACGGCCAUCGAGGUGGAGGACAUCCCCGCCCUGCUGAGGGACGUGGCGCGCUUCGCCGAGGCCGUGGAGAAGCUGAAGGACGUCGUGUUGGCCGAAGGUAAAAAGGAGAGUCAGCGGCCUGUGGCCCACGAGUGCCUGGGGGAGGUCCUCCGGGUGCUGCGUCAGGUCAUCAGCACCUACCCUCUGCUCAACACCGUGGAGAUCCUCACCGCCGCCGGCAAGCUCAUAUCCAAGGUCAAAGGUUUCCACUACGAGUCGUGCAACGAGGCGGAUAAGAACGACUUCGAGAAGGCGAUUGAAACCAUCGCCGUUGCUUUUAGCAGCAAUGUGUCUGAGCUGCUGAUGGGGGAGGUGGACAGCAGCACGCUGCUCUCCCUGCUGCCCACCGAGAAGAGCAGGUCGAUGGAGAACCUGUACGCUACCACAGGACAGGGAGCAGACGGCCAGUUCAGGAGCGACCUGCAGGACAUGGGCCGAACCGAGGAAGUGGACGUGAUCCUCCAGAACAGCGAGGGCGGCGUGGACUCCGCCCUCCUCUACGCCAAGACCAUCUCCAAGUACAUGAAGGACCUGAUGAGCUACGUGGAGAAGCGGACGUCGCUGGAGGCGGAGUUCUCCAAAGGAAUCCAGAGGCUGUACCAGUCCUGCAAACACAGCAUCACACACCCCCAGAUGCCCCUCUUCUCCAUCUACUCUCUGGCUCUGGAGCAGGACCAGGAGCAGAGUGUGGGGCUGCAGCAGGCCAGCACCACGCUGCACACCCAGACCUUCAUCCAGCCGCUGAUGCAACGCAAACAGGAGCACGAGAAGAGACGGAAGGAGAUCAAGGACCACUGGAUCCGAGCCAAGAGGAAACUGAUGGAGUGUGAGGUGAACCUGCGGAAAGCCAAGCAGGUCUACACGGUCCGCUGCGAGGAGCACGAGAAGGCCAAGGCGGCCGCCUGCCGGGCCGAGGAGGAAGGGGGCGGAGCUACAGCCAAGUCCGUGGAGAAGAAGAAGCGGCUGGAGGAAGAGGCUCGCAACAAGGCCGACGAGGCGGAGGCCACCUACCGGACGUGCAUCGCGGACGCCACCACCCAGCAGCUGGAGCUGGAGCACACGAAGGUCACGGUGCUGAGGCAGCUGCAGGACGUCAUCAAGCAGAGCGACCAGACGCUGCGCUCGGCCACCAUCUCGUACUACCAGCUCAUGCACAUGCAGACGGUGGCCCUGCCGGUCCACUACCAGACGCUGUGUGAGAGCAGCAAGCUGUACGACCCGGGCCAGCAGUACGCGGCCCACGUGAGGGACCUGCAGCUGCCGGAGCAGCCGGCGGCGCUCUACGCCUUCGAGAGCUACUCCCCCUCCAGCGCCUCGGCCCACCACAGAACGAGGAACGACAGUUUCACGGCGGAGCACACGGCCCCCCCGACGGACGCGGCGUCCAGAGAGGCCGAGGCGCACCGCAAGAGGCAGAGCCACAAGUCGUGGGGCUCGACGGUGAGCGACGACAGCGUGGGAGGAUACGGGGGCCCCGAGUCCCCGAGCGCCAGCGCGAGUGAGAACCCGGAACGCCUCGAUGGCGACGUCCGGAAGGUCGCUCGCACGUCGUCCACCGGAACCGUGUCGUCCAAUGAGGACGCAGAGGAGAAGGACGGGAACGUGGCGUCGUUUGAAGCUCCAAACCUGAACGGCAUGGACCCCGACGUGGUGGUGUCCACCAGACCUUUCCGGAACGUCGGCCUGUCCAAAGCGGCGCAGACCCACCGGCUCCGGAAGCUGCGGACGCCCUCCAAGUGCCGCGAGUGCGACAGCUACGUUUACUUCCAGGGGGCCGAGUGCGAGGAGUGUUUCCUGGCGUGCCACAAGCGCUGCCUGGAGACUCUGGCCAUCCAGUGCGGCCACAAGAAGCUGCAGGGCCGCCUGCAGCUGUUCGGCCGAGACUUCUCCCAGGUUGCCGCCGGCGACGGCGUUCCCUUCAUCGUCACCAAGUGCAUCUCCGAGUUGGAGAGACGGGCGCUCAAGAUGAAGGGCAUCUACCGGGUGAACGGCGUGAAGACGCGGGUGGAGAAGCUGUGCCAGGCCUUUGAGAACGGGAAGGAGCUGGUGGAGCUGUCCCAGUGCUCCCCACACGACAUCAGCAACGUCCUCAAGCUCUACCUCCGACAGCUGCCAGAGCCCAUCAUGCUGUUCCGCCUGUACAACCGUCUGAUGGGUUUGGCGAAGGAGAGCCUCCAGGGCGACGCCGAGACACCGGAGGAGGUGGAGUCGAGCGGCGUCAUCAACCUGGCGGCGGCCAAGGGGCCCGAGAUGGUGGACCUGGGCCCCGACACGGGCCCGGGGGUCCUGGUCCUGGUGGACAAGCUGAAGGAGCUUCUGAAGGAGUUGCCGAGGGCGAACAUCGCGACGCUGAGCUACAUCAUCCGCCACCUCCGGAGGAUUGCCGAGCUGGAGGAAGACAACAAGAUGAGUCCCAGUAACUUGGGCAUCGUGUUCGGUCCGUCCCUGAUGCGUCCCCGUCCCACCGGGGCCACGAUCUCGCUGUCCUCCCUGGUCGAUUACCCCCACCAGGCCCGCAUCGUGGAGUCCCUCAUCGUCUUCUACUCGUCCAUCUUCCAGUCCAAACCCGCUGCGUCCCACAUAACCAGCCGCUCUGGUUCCACCUCCACUCAGCAGGAAAGUAUUGCAGAUGACAAGACUGAGAGCUCAGCUGAUGCAGAGGAGGACGUAGGCAGCGAGGAGCCAAGUAAACCAGAAUCUGACAAGAUGGAGGAGGGAUGUGGAAGCUCCUUUGGGUCGCUGGGGUCCAGCGAGCAGCUCUCCGACUCGGAGCAGGACGAGAGCGGCCACCAGGCGGCGCUCUCCCGCAGCCCGGCGACGACGCAGGAGAGCGAGGCGAGAGUGGAAGACGACCAGCUGAGCUGCAGGGACAGCCUGGACCUGUCCAGCCGGUCCGCGGACCAGACCGACCCGGAACCGGACCGAGGUGGAGCAGAGCUCCCCGCGCUGCCGGACAGCGGCCCGCCAGACGAGGAGGUGGCGGCGGCGGCAGAGCGGGAACUGAGCGCCUCUCUGACCGAGCUCAACGUCAACAACAACAACAACAACCCGUUCUCCCCCGUAUUGACCCUGUCGGGGUUUCCACUGCCACGUCGGUGCAGAAAGAAAUUCCCGCUGACCAGAAACAAGGACAAUGAGCCCGAGUUUGUCUGACGCCGCCAUCAGAAUCAUUGUUCGUGUGAAGUUUGUGAAACGGGAUUAUCGAUCUGGUUUUUAUUUAUUAAAAUCCAGCAACACCUGCAUCUGAUGCGGCUGCCGCGUCAUGUACAUCAAGAUUUAAUAUUUGAUGCAUCAUCAGCCGUAUUGCGCCGCUUCCUGCCGCUUCGAGAGGUUUCGACUCGAUUGAUUAAAGCCAUGCUGCUGCUGCAGAGAUGAGUUUCAAACAUGUUUUACUAGUUGCUCCUGCGAGCUCGAGAAGUUACAUUUCAAUGAGCAGAAUUUCAAAGCAAAUUUGAAAUGCUGCCGGUUAUAUUUUAGCACUAAAAUAAUUUUAAAAAUAAAUGUUGCAGUCUCUUAUCAAUGUUGCCUCUAAUGCUAUUGUUAUGGAUGUUUGUUCUAUAAUAAACGUUUAAUUUUAAA